Messenger RNA from Nothoprocta perdicaria, 3774 nucleotides. It is a transcript of the gene DIPK2A, whose product is annotated as chromosome unknown C3orf58 homolog. Bases 1 to 1290 code for a protein of 429 amino acids. The transcript is spliced from 3 exons. The record is from RefSeq and is a predicted model, not a curated record. Gene Ontology annotation, cellular component: COPI vesicle coat. Lineage: Eukaryota; Metazoa; Chordata; Aves; Tinamiformes; Tinamidae. Gene Ontology annotation, biological process: cardiac muscle cell proliferation; regulation of phosphatidylinositol 3-kinase/protein kinase B signal transduction.
AUGCUGCGGCUCGUGUCGCUCAAGUUGGGGCGGCUGUACCGCUACGCGAAGCUGGCCGUGCUGGGCAGCCUGGCGGCGGCGCUGGUGCUGAACACGCACUCGCUGCUCGCCUCGCUGCAGCGCAACGAGCUCUCGGAGCGGCGCUUCCUGCAGCUCAAUAAGUGCCCGGCCUGCUGGGGCACGAGCUGGUGCCGCAAGUUCCUCAACGGGCAGCUGCGGCUCGAGAGCUGGGGCCGCCUGCGCCUGCUCGACUUCCUCAACGUGAAGAACGUGUUCUUCGCGCGCUACGGCGAGCCCCGCGAGGGCAGCCGCCGCGUCGUGCUCAAGCGCCUCGGCUCCGCGCAGGAGCUCGCCGACAUCGACGCCAAGAUCUGCCGCCGCGCCACCGGCAGGGGCCGCUGCGACCUCCUGCAGGCGCUGCACGCCACCGAGUUCGCGAGCCUCAACGGCGACGUGCGCCUCCUCACCCCCGACGCCGUGGAGGGCUGGUCCGACCUGGUGCACUGCCCCUCGCAGCGCCUGCUCGACCGCCUCGUGCGCCGCUACGCCGAGACCAAGGACUCGGGCAGCUUCCUGCUGCGCAACCUCAAGGACGCGGAGCGCAUGCAGCUGCUCAUCACGCUCGCCUUCAACCCGGAGCCGCUCGUGCUGCAGAGUUUUCCGUCGGAUGAAGGCUGGCCGUUCGCCAAGUACUUGGGAGCGUGCGGGAGGAUGGUGGCCGUCAACUACGUYGGGGAGGAGCUGUGGAGUUACUUCAACGCGCCCUGGGAGAAGCGGGUGGAUCUGGCCUGGCAGCUCAUGGAAAUAGCGGAGCAGUUGACCAACAAUGACUUUGAGUUUGCACUCUACCUCCUCGAUGUCAGCUUCGACAACUUCGCCGUCGGACCCCGGGACGGGAAGGUUAUCAUUGUAGAUGCAGAAAACGUUCUGGUAGCAGACAAAAGAUUAAUCAGACAGAAUAAACCAGAAAACUGGGAUGUAUGGUACGAAAGCAAGUUUGAUGACUGCGAUAAAGAAGCCUGCCUGUCCUUCUCCAAAGAGAUCCUCUGCGCUCGCGUCACCGUGGACCACAACUACUACGCGGUUUGCCAGAACCUGCUGUCGAGGCACGCCACGUGGCGGGGCACCUCGGGGGGGCUGCUCCACGACCCCCCGGCCCACGUGGCCAAGGACGGCCGCCUCGAGGCCCUGCUGGACGAGUGUGCCAACCCCAAGAAGCGCUACGGCCGGUUCCAGGCCGCCAAGGAACUGCGGGAAUACCUGGCACAGCUCAGCAACAAYGUGAGGUAGUCCACGGAGGAACAGCCGGCGCGCACCGCCUGGAACACUAGCAGUCAACAAGGUCUUGAACCUCCGUGUUCAAAAGAGAAUGAAAAUGACACUAGUUUAUCAAUUUUACCAAUACCGUAAAAAUUAGAAUUUUAUGGUGUCGCGAUGUUCCUCUGCAAACGGACAAGGUACUUAACGAACUAAAACUUGGGCUUCUGUGGACUGUUCUCCCUAACUAUUUAAAAUGGGGGAGGUYGGGAAAAGACUGUGGUAGAAGCUCUCAAAUAAGCUGUGUCAAUGGUACUUUACAUAAAACUGCAUUGGUAUCACAGUUUUGUGAAGCUGGUGUACUUACUUGGAAAGUCAAGUUAGGCUGGCCUGUUUUAGAGGCCUCUUUUCUGACRUCAUUGUCUCAUUUUUGUGUUUGUUUAAACACCUGGAAGUGGCAUUUACAUGCAGGUAAAUCUAGCUGUCUGCAUUGUUUGGAAUUUAACAGGCUUUCCUAUUAAUGCUGUGCAGUACAUUUCUACUGUAAGUGCAGGAUUCCCAUGUUUACUGUCUAAUUUUAGGGUUUUUACACUGUUUUACUAUGCUUAAACAUUGUGGUUUUUUUUUUAAGAUCAUCAUAAACCUGGAUGUCAUUAGAAGUGAUGCUCAUUUUUGAUCUCUUUCGUAUUUCUGCCAUUGGAGAUUUCAUUUAACUGUAGUUAUUGUACAAAAUUUCUACCGUUCAUGCCAGUAUAUAUACACAGGACUGUUUAGCAGGGAACCAUAUUAUGAGCAAACUCUCAUUUUUAACAAAAAUAAUUUGAUGACUGGGGAGAGACUAGGGUUAGAUAAACAUCUUAUGAAUUUGAGUUGAAGGUAGAUAUUUGGCUUAGAAUAAAAAUUCACUAGUGCAGUGUAGCUGAGCAUAAACCAAAGAAAAUGGUUUUGUUUCUUAGACCUUAAUCUAGUAUUGAAUUAAAAAAUGAUGUACUCCCAUGGGAUUAACUCUCAGAUUUCAAAUUUCAGUAGUCCUUGAUUACUCUUUGCAAGAACUUUUAAAACUGCUUGCUGAUACUACAAGAAAACCAUCCUUUGAAUAAAAAUUCAGGUUAGUGAUUUGUUAUACACCUUUUCUUAUUCUGUUGAUUUCAAGUGAAGUUUACUGAAUACACAUGUUUUCAUUUAGCAAAAUAGGUUAAGCUCUACUCACUCUAGACACCGUUUCUUGAACUAUGACUCUUUCCAGUGCAGGUAAAAUUGACUUGCCUAGGUUUCUGUAAAUCUCAAGUGGUUUCCCUUAAUUAUAAUCUGUGUAGAAACCUCAAUYACUGCUACAAGAACCAUCUUCAAACUUCGUUUUUAUAUUUUGUAGCUCCUAGAGCAUUUCAUUUUUCCUGAAGUCUUAAUUCUAAGAGGAUCAUCUUAGAAAUCUUAGAAAAUAUAUGCUUAUUUCUUCUUGCAGCAGGAAUGAAGAAAACUAAAAUUAUUGUAGGCUUGUAUAAAAUAGUGCUUUGUACAAGCURAAAUUCCUGAGCAAGGUGGCAUUCCCAGACGUCAGGGCUAUUGUCAGUUUGCCUCUGAACCCCUGCAUCCUGUGAGUGGUGGAAACUGCUGCACGGGCCAGGUGAAGAAGAUGAGGAGCUCGUUGCCCUUCUCAAAGCUGGAAAACUGCAGUCAUGUCAAGAUAGAAAGUUUCUUCUGUGUGAGUAGGUUUUCUUAAUGAUUUAGAUAACUGUAUUAAGAAUUCUUAAAAAUUCUUAAUUUCACAUUGAAAGUUCUUUGCAUAUGUAGUUGUAAUUUACUCCCAAUCCCUUACCUUGCUUCUUUUCAGAAGUUAGAGUGACCAAUGCAGCUUUUAUCCCCUCCCUUCACGUCAAGACUAUUUUACAUCCUUGUUCUAGGGGAAGGUUUUAGAGAGGAUUCACCUUAAAUGUUUUUUUUAAUGACAUAAUCCAUUUAUUUGAGGAGAACACAACAGCCCUGAGACUAGAUAAUACUAUCCUAUCAUACAAGCCUUGAGUAAUGACUAGAAUUGAUUUUUGUUUGUUUGCUUGUUUUAAACAUCCACUACAUUUCCUGACGAGUGACGGUAGUGCGAGUGGAAAAGGUUCAGCGCAAACACUGCCACUUCUGGCUGCUGCUCGGGGCAGUUCUGUGCCUGCCAGGCUCUCCAAAUAGAUCUGGUUUGGGGUUUAGUCUUGGAAUAGUUACUAUUCCAAUAGUUACACACUAUAGUUACACAGGAGUAAGUUACUAAAGCUAAUUGUGAAAGGAAUUUGGAACUUGAAGACACUACAGGGAAACCAUUGUGGAAAGCAAUAAAUCUUGUUCAGUUUGCACCGAUCAGAUGUAUUGUACAAUAACAAUUUAUAUUUUUAGUCAUUGCCCAUUAUUAUUGAUGAACACUUGGUGAAAUAUUUUUGAAUGAGAUGUUUGGGGUUUGUAUGUGCAUUAAAAUUGUCUUUUUGUACUGUAAGUUACUGUUUGAUUGGGAUAUUUUAUCAAGACUGUCUCCCU